Osmia bicornis bicornis is the source of this 3933-nucleotide messenger RNA. RefSeq names its product ribosome biogenesis protein BMS1 homolog. Gene Ontology annotation, molecular function: GTPase activity; U3 snoRNA binding; GTP binding. Bases 151 to 3882 code for a protein of 1243 amino acids. The record is from RefSeq and is a predicted model, not a curated record. Gene Ontology annotation, biological process: ribosome biogenesis; endonucleolytic cleavage of tricistronic rRNA transcript (SSU-rRNA, 5.8S rRNA, LSU-rRNA); maturation of SSU-rRNA from tricistronic rRNA transcript (SSU-rRNA, 5.8S rRNA, LSU-rRNA). Gene Ontology annotation, cellular component: 90S preribosome; nucleus. The transcript is spliced from 2 exons. Lineage: Eukaryota; Metazoa; Arthropoda; Insecta; Hymenoptera; Megachilidae.
CCAUUUUCGCUUUAUUCCUGACAUGGGUAACAUGUGAAUGUAACAUAACCUUAACGUUAACGUAAAUACUUGUAGAAAUGAAAACAGGGAUUAUUAAAAAUAAUAUGUGUAGUUAAUUUUCAAGUAAUUAGUUCCACAAAUAAAUUAAAAAUGAAUGAGUCGAGUGAAACGAUAACCCAUAAGACUCAUCGAGAACGUAAUGCUGGUCGUAAAGCAGAGAAGAAGAAAGCAAAGAAACAACAUAAUGAAGAAUUGUCAGAUAAGCAGAGAAAUCCAAAAGCAUUUACAUUUAAUUCUACGAUUAAGGCAGAGAGACGAUUCAGGCGGAAACAAGAUAUUGAAACAAAAAAGCAGCAUAUACCUUUAGUUGAUAGAACACCUGUAGAACCACCACCGGUACUAGUUGCUGUUGUUGGUCCUCCAAAAGUAGGUAAAUCAUUGGUGAUUCAAUGUCUCAUUAAAAGUUAUGUGAAACAACCAUUGACCAAUAUAGUUGGUCCGGUCACUAUUGUUUGUGGCAAGAAACGGCGGGUUACUUUCAUGGAAUGCAACAAUGACAUAAACAGUAUGAUAGAUAUUGCAAAAGUAGCAGACUUAGUGCUGCUACUGAUAGAUGCAUCCUUUGGUUUUGAAAUGGAGAUAUUUGAAUUCUUAAAUAUUUGUCAAGUUCAUGGUAUGCCUAGAAUCAUGGGUGUUUUGACACACUUAGAUUUAAUCAAAAAUGCAAAGCAAUUAAAAAAGACUAAGAAAACAUUAAAACAAAGGUUUUGGACAGAAGUCUAUGCAGGAGCAAAAUUGUUUUAUUUAUCUGGAUUACUUCAUGGAGAAUAUUUACGUACAGAAGUUAAAAAUCUGGCUAGAUUUAUAUCUGUAAUGAAAUUCAGACCUUUAACAUGGCGUACCAUGCAUCCCUAUAUUCUAGCAGACAGAGUGGAAGAUUUAACAUCGCCAGAAUUAAUCAGACAAAAUCCAAAAGUUGAUAGAACAAUAAGUUUAUAUGGGUAUGUAAGAGGAGUUCCUUUGAACAAGGAAACGUCUGUACACAUUCCCGGAUGUGGGGAUUUAAAAAUUAGAGAUGUUAGCUUUCUCCCAGAUCCAUGCCCUUUACCAGAAGCACUAAAGAAACGCGCGUUAGUUGAAAAAGAGCGUCUGAUUUACGCACCUUUCUCAGGAGUUGGUGGAAUAGUCUACGACAAAGAUGCCGUUUACGUUGAAUUAGGCGGUAGUCAUUCUCACAAAGAAGAAGAUACAGGCUUAGUUGGAGCUUUGAUGAACACCCAGGAAACGCUUGAUGAAAAAUUAAAACACAGCGAAUUGCAGUUGUUUAGUAACACUGAGCCAAUAAAGUCGGAAGAUAUGGAUGAAAAUUUUGGUAAAUAUAGCGGAGAAACUGUAAUCGACAAUGGUAGAGUUAGAAGAAAGGUUCUGUUUUCCAAUUCUGAAACAGCAGAAUCUUCAGACGGUGAAGAUUCGGAGGAAACUGAUCAUGAAGAGGACGAUGUCGAAUUAGAGGAGGAUGAAGAAGAAAAUGAUACAGAGGAAGUGAAUGAAGAAGGCACAAAAUCUAAAGAUCGAGGUACAAAGAGGAAAAAGAAAAGUUCUCAAUUGGAAAAUAUAAAACGUAAAAAGAAAAAGGGUUCGUUAGUUAUUUCAAACCAAGAAGACGGCGAUCUUGAUACUACGAAAGAAGAACCUGAAGAUGUUAAAGACAGUGCUGCUUCAGCAUCAGGUAAUCCAGAAGUUUAUCAUUCUUUAAGUAAGGAAUCUGAUAUCGCGAUAAAAAAUAAAAUCACGGAAGCGUUGAGUCAGUUAAAUUCAGGUUUAAAUAAAUCCAUUGAACAGACAGGUAGUGAGAGUGAAAGUUUUGAUGAGCUUAGCGAUACGGAGUCACGAACUGGAUUGGAAAAGUACGAUUCAGGAAAAGAAAGUGACUUUCAGCAGGAAACUUCCGAGGACGAGGAUUCUGAAGAAAAGAAAUCUCAAGGGAACGAAGAUGAAAAUGACGAUGCAGAAGAAGAAGAAGAAGAAGAAGUUGCAGACGAAUUGAAAUGGAAAUCAAACUUAGUCGAGAGAGCAAAGGAGGCGUAUGAAAAUCGUCAACGAAACACCAAGAAUCUAAUGAAAAUUGUCUACGGAGUAUUCGAUAGAAGUAACACGGAAGAAAAGAAAGAGGAGGGAAACGAAGAAGAAAAAGAAGAUGAUAACGAGAUAGGUGGUAUCUUUCGCGUAGUUCAAGAACAGGAAAAGCAAAAAAUACAAGAAAGAGAGCUGCAGAAUCAAGAAGAAUCCGUGUUCUUCGCAGAAACACCACGGGAUUGGUUGGCAGAGGAAAACAAGGUACUCGUAACGAAUCGUUUUGUAACAGGUAAAUGGAGAGACUCGGAAGAUGCAGAGGAGCUUUUGAAGUUAGACGACAUGGACGACGAAGAGUUGUACGGAGACUUUGAAGACUUGGAAACAAACGAGAAACAUGAAGCGGAAGCGCCGAAAGAAGCGACGACAAAGGACGAGAAAGAAGAAAGGAGGAAGCUUAUCGAGAAAAAGAGAAAAUUGAAGGAACAAUUCGAUUUAGAGUACGAUACCGGGGAAGCAAAAACGUAUUAUGACGAACUUAAAUUAGAAGUAGAAAAACAAGCGAAUCUAAACAAAUCAGAGUUCGAGGGGGUAGACGAUAACGCGAGGGUACAGUUAGAAGGUUACCGUCCGGGCAUGUACGUCCGUGUCGAAAUCGAGACUGUUCCCUGCGAGCUUAUUACUAAUUUAGAUCCCACCUAUCCGUUAAUUAUCGGGGGGCUUUUGCACGGUGAAGAAAAUAUAGGCUAUGUACAGACAAGGAUAAAGAAGCAUCGGUGGUAUUCAAAGAUUCUUAAAAGCAAAGAUCCAUUGAUAUUGUCCAUAGGUUGGAGACGUUUUCAGACGUUACCGAUUUUUUCAAAAUUAGAGGAUAAUUUAAGGAGUAGGAUGUUAAAGUACACGCCAGAGCACGUUGCGUGCAUGGCACACUUUUGGGGUCCCAUUACUCCACAGAGCACUGGAGUGGUGGCCAUUCAGGAUGUUGCGACCAGGAUACCAGGAUUUAGAAUAGCGGCUACAGGUUCCAUCGUGGAGAUGGAUAAAAGCACGCAGAUUAUGAAGAAAUUGAAACUAACCGGUGUACCAUUGAAGAUCUAUAAGAAAACGGCAUUUAUCAAAGAUAUGUUUAACUCGUCCCUUGAGGUUGCAAAAUUCGAGGGUGCUAAGAUUAAAACCGUGUCAGGUAUUCGGGGUCAAAUAAAGAAAGCUAUAUCGAAACCAGAAGGAUGCUUCCGCGCUACGUUCGAGGAUAAAAUACUUUUAAGCGAUAUUAUCUUUUGUCGAACUUGGUACAAGGUUGACGUUCCGAAGUUUUACAAUCCUGUUACGUCGCUUUUGUUGCCUGCCGAGGAAAAGAAUCGUUGGCAGGGAAUGAAAACGACGGGUCAAUUGAAAAGAGAAAAGAAUGUACACAUGCCAGCUAACAUAGAUUCCAUGUACACCCCUGUCGAAAGGGAAGUAAAAGUGUUUAAACCUUUAGUGAUUCCAAGAACUUUACAGAAAGAGCUUCCCUAUAAGAAUAAACCUAAAUUGAAGCCACAUCCUGGUAAACAGGCACCUAGAUUCAGGGAUAACAGAGUAGCCGUAGUACGUGAACCAAAAGAGGAGCACAUAGCAAAAGUAAUGACAAUGAUCAGGACUAAUUAUGUCUAUAAGCAACGACAAUUAAAACAAGCUACUAAACAAAGAAUCGCAGCACUUCAGAGUCGAAUUGCUGCUGAAGAAGGACGUAAACUUAAGAGACAAAAAGAGAUGAAAAAGCAUGUGUUCAGAGAGCUUAGUAAACUGGAACAGAAAAGCAAGAGGUAAUAUUAUAAAUGUGUUCGAAAUGAAAAAUAUAAUACUAAAUUUGUAUAGCUC